Messenger RNA from Phaethon lepturus (White-tailed tropicbird), 1605 nucleotides. Its product is annotated as harmonin-like. Gene Ontology annotation, cellular component: stereocilium tip; plasma membrane; cilium. The record is from RefSeq and is a predicted model, not a curated record. The transcript is spliced from 17 exons. NCBI's taxonomy places the organism in Eukaryota, Metazoa, Chordata, Aves, Phaethontiformes, Phaethontidae. Gene Ontology annotation, molecular function: protein binding. Gene Ontology annotation, biological process: inner ear receptor cell stereocilium organization; sensory perception of sound; inner ear morphogenesis. The annotation marks the transcript as partial.
GCUGUCAGAGUGCUCAAAAGUAGUCGUACUUUGACUAUCUCUGUGGUAGCAGGCGCUGGAAAGGAGCUGUUCAUGACUGAAGAAGAAAGGCAGAAAGAAGCACGUCUCCGUGAGCAAGAACGGCAGGAGUUAAUGCACCAGAAGCGACUUGCGCUGGAGACUAACAAAAUCAUCAAAGAGCAGCAAGAGAAAGAGCGAUUAAGAAAGCUGGAGAUUUCCCAGAAGGCUGCAGAGGAGGAAGAGAGAUAUCGCAGAGAAAUAGAGCAGAUAACAGCAGAGGAAGAGAAAUUUAAAAAGGAGUGGGAAGAAGACUGGGGUCCUAAGGAACCUCCCAAAUCUCUAAAAACUGUAACUGCAGAAGUGCACUCUGCCCCUCAUUCUAAACACAAAACUUUUGGAUGGUUUUAUCGGUAUGAAGGAAAAUUUCCCACAAUCCGCAAGAGGAUCAAGGAACGAAAGAAGUCAAAAAGUGACAGUCUGUGUGAACAGAAGAAGAAUAAAAAGGAAAUGGAGUUUGAGCAAAAACUUGCGAAAGAGAAAGAAGGAAUGCUGGAGAAAGAAAAACAAUUGAAAAUAAAUCGUCUUGUGCAAGAGGUAUCUGAGACAGAACGAGAAGACCUGGAAGAGUCAGAAAAGGUGCAGCACUGGGUGGAAAGACUUUGUCAGACACGAUUAGAACAGAUUUCCUCUGUGGAGAAUGACUCUCCUGAGUUGGCAAGUGGACGUCCUUCUGCUUCUCCUUCUGCCACAUCUAUGCGGCGUUUUGCCGGUGGCCUGCAGCUUCAUACCACAGAUCUUGACGAUAUAAACUUAGAUGAAGUUGACAAGCCCAAACAACGUGUGGUACCACCUCCGCCACCACCACCCACUGUUACUCCAGCAUCAUCAGCUCAUCUGCUUCCUACAUCAAAUAUUCCCCUUUCAAGAGGUCCAGCCUUGGCAGCAACACCAGCUUCCCAGCAACUCGCUCCAAGUCCACCUACCCAACGACAUCCAGGGGUACCACUAGUCUCUAAACCAGUCAUGCUGCAUCCUGACCCAAACUUUAUGGUCAGGCCAACAAUCAAAUCAGAGGCCCUGCCACAAGAGAUGUUUAAAAGGAUGGUGGUUUACAAUUCAUCAUUUAGAUGUAACAAAAAACAAGGCUUCCAGAAAUACUUGGAAGAUUUUGAUCCAUAUUCAAUGUUUACCCCAGAGCAGAUUAUGGGAAAAGAUGUACGGCUGUUACGAAUUAAAAAGGAAGGAUCGUUAGACCUUGCAGUUGAGGGAGGAAUUGAUUCUCCAAUUGGAAGGAUAGUCGUGUCUGCCAUCUAUGAGGGUGGUGCUGCAGACAAACAUGGAGGCAUAGUGAAAGGGGAUGAAAUACUAGCUGUAAAUGGCAAGAUAUUAAUUGACAGCAGGCUGGCAGAAGCACAGGCAACUCUAGCAAAAGCUUGGAGCAUGGGUGGGGAUUGGAUUGACUUAGUCAUUGCGGCAUCACCUCCAAAGGAAUAUGAUGAUGAAAUCCCUACUAUUCCAUCAACAGCAGUCAGUCCCAACACACACAGAAAGGUUUUUGAAGGCAGUGCACCCGUGUACAGACAAGGGUAUCUCCUGCAGCUGUAG